This is a messenger RNA of Musca vetustissima, 2412 nucleotides long. It is a transcript of the gene Vps35, whose product is annotated as vacuolar protein sorting-associated protein 35. The record is from RefSeq and is a predicted model, not a curated record. The coding region runs from base 13 to 2412 and encodes 799 amino acids. The transcript is spliced from 8 exons. Gene Ontology annotation, cellular component: late endosome; retromer complex; retromer, cargo-selective complex. Lineage: Eukaryota; Metazoa; Arthropoda; Insecta; Diptera; Muscidae. Gene Ontology annotation, biological process: retrograde transport, endosome to Golgi; intracellular protein transport.
UUUCUGCAGACAAUGUCAAACACAAUGGAUGACCAAGAUAAGCUGUUGGCAGAAGCUAUUGGUGCUGCACGUAAACAGGCUUUCCAAAUGAACCACUUCUUGGACAAAGAUCGCAUGCUGGAUGCAUUGAAAUGCGCUAGUGCUAUGUUAAGCGAACUUCGUACAUCUAUGCUGUCACCGAAGAGUUACUACGAGUUAUAUAUGGUCAUUACGGAUGAGCUGUGUCGCCUGGAACUGUAUCUGAGCGAAAAGGCAACAAAGGAAACAGACCACUACGAACUCGUUCAGUAUUCACACACCAUUGUCCCACGCCUUUAUUUGUUGAUAACCGUUGGCAUUGUUUACAUAAAGAAUGAUCCUUCAUUGAAGCGAAGUAUCCUGAAAGAUUUGGUGGAGAUGUGUCGUGGGGUACAGCAUCCGCUUAGAGGCCUCUUUUUGCGCAACUACCUUUUACAGUGUACCAGGAAUAUAUUACCCGAUGUUCUAGUUGCUGAAAAUGAGCACGAGGGAAAUGUCUACGAUGCCAUUGACUUUGUGUUGACUAACUUCGCAGAAAUGAACAAGUUAUGGGUGCGCAUGCAGCAUCAAGGUCAUUCUAGCGAGAAAACUCGACGUGAAAAAGAACGCGAAGAACUCAAAAUUUUAGUAGGCACAAACUUGGUGCGAUUGUCUCAAUUGGAGUCAGCUUCUCUAGAGAUUUAUCAACGUUUAAUACUACCGGGGAUAUUGGAACAAGUGGUCAGCUGCCGUGACGCUAUUGCUCAGGAGUACUUAAUGGAAUGUAUUAUACAAGUAUUUCCCGAUGAGUUUCAUCUACAAACUCUGGAUCCAUUUUUGAAAUCUUGUGCCCAGCUCCAGACUGGCGUUAAUGUAAAAAACAUUAUAAUAUGUUUAAUUGACCGCCUAGCAACGUACAACCAACGCAGUGGUAAAAAUAACGGCACAGAUAUCGAAUCUAUCAUUCCACCUGAAGUAAAAUUGUUUGAAGUUUUUAGCGUGCAGGUGGCGAACAUUGUUCAGAAUCGGUCGGAUAUGCCCCUUGAAGAUACAAUUUCGUUACAAAUUGCUCUAUUAAAUUUGGCACAGAAAGUAUAUCCAGAUCGUGUGGAUUAUGUUGACAAGGUGCUGGGAACGACGGCGCAGAUACUUGAAAGUCUUAAUAUGAAUAACAUAUCGCACUUGUUGUCGGUAAAUCAAGAAUUAUCACGUCUCCUACGCAUAUGUAUUGAUUUUUACAAUAACGUGCUUACCGUUAUUCAACUAAACAAUUUUUGUCCACUACUGGAUAAAUUCGAUUACACUUCGAGAAAAACAUUGGCAUUGUAUUUAGUAAUGAAUGUGUUAGAAUUUGAGACCCUCAUACCAACAGCAGAACAAGCAGACGCUGUCCUCAAAAUAAUAACGCCAUUGAUUAAAGACGACGAGGCAGCAGUAAUUACCAAGGGACAGGAGCCAAUAGUAGAUAUAGAUGAAUUCGCCGAGGAGCAGGGUAUUGUUGCACGAUUUGUCCAUUUGCUAAAAUCGGAUGACCCUGAUAUGCAAUAUAAAAUUCUACAGACAGCGCGCAAGCAUUUAGGGGCCGGCGGACCACACCGCAUUCGGCUGGUUUUGCCACCACUGGUUUUCUCUGCAUACCAGUUAGCAUACAAGUACAAAGAUCAAUCGGAAAAUGAUGAAAAUUGGGAUAAAAAGUGCCAAAAGAUCAUCCAGUUCUGUCACAGCACUAUUUCAGCCCUUGCAAAGGCCGAUUUGGCGGAAUUAGCACUGCGUCUGUAUUUACAAGGAGCGUUGGUAAUUGGAGAAAUUGGUUACACUAAUCAUGAAACUGUGGCCUACGAAUUCAUGACCCAAGCCUUUUCCUUGUACGAAGAUGAAAUAUCGGACUCGAAGGCCCAGUUGGCUGCAAUUACACUCAUCAUGUCCACGUUAGAGCAAAUGAAAUGCUUUGGUGAAGAAAAUGCAGAUCCUUUGCGCACAAAUUGUGCUUUGGCAGCAUCAAAGCUUCUCAAAAAGCCGGACCAAUGUAGGGGAGUAGUAGCAUGUGCAGCGCUCUUUUGGAGCGGGAAAAAAAAUGGCGAGGAAAUGCGAGAUGAAAAGAAGACAUUGGAUUGCUUAAAGAAAGGAGCGCGUAUUGCAUCUCAAUGUUUAGAUACAGGCGUGCAAGUCCAGUUAUAUGUGGAACUUUUAAAUCAUUAUCUCUUCUAUUUUGAACGUGGAAAUUCUUUGAUUACGGUCGCAAUGCUCAAUCAAUUGAUUGCGAAAAUAAAUGAGGAACUGCCGAACUUAGAGCCGAGUGAUGAAACUAAGCAAAUCGAGAUGCAUUAUAAAAAUACUUUGACACACAUUAAGAGUCGGAUUGAAUCAAAUGAAUCAGGCUUAGAAGUGUCUUUUGCUGGAAUAUCUAUAAACUAA